AUGAACAUCAUGGGUUGCCUCCCCCAUGCUGACAUGCAGCUACCUGCAGCGCCCACAUGCCCAUCCCACCACUGCGGUGGAGGACACAGUGUGGCCAGACUCAAUGCUCCAUGGACAGUGACAGUCCAUCAGCAAAUGCAGCAGCACUGGGAGGCUCCUGCUGAUAGCAGGAAGGGAAGUAAUCCUGCACAUCGGCUGCUGAGCUCCUGCAAACCUCCAGUCCCUCAAGGCCAAGGGGAAAGCUCGAUGCCAUGCUGGCCUUCUGCACCAGAGGACAUGCAAGGUGCAGGCCUGCACCCCUGCUGUGUACGGCAUGAAAGUAAUCCAGAAUUUUCUCUCUCUAGAAUUGAGAUAUGCCUUGAAAUAGGAUCUGGAUCUGGUGUGGUUUCAACAUUUCUAGCUUCUUCCAUUAUCGGAUCCAAUGCACUGUACAUAUGUACAGAUAUCAACCCGAUGGCAGCUUACUGUACGCUGGAGACAGCUCUGCUUAACAAUGUUCACCUUCAGCCAGUCAUUACUGACUUGGUCAAAGGACUGUCUCCAAGAUUAAAUGGGAAGGUUGAUCUACUGGUAUUUAAUCCACCAUAUGUGGUAACACCUUCUGAAGAGGUGGAAAGCCAUGGAAUAGAGGCAUCCUGGGCUGGUGGCAAAAAGGGCAGAGAAGUAAUGGAUAGAGUUUUUCCAUUAGUACCAGACCUCCUUUCACCAGGAGGAUUAUUCUACUUGGUCACAAUUAAAGAAAAUAAUCCAGAUGAAAUUCUGGAAACAAUGAAGAAACAUGGCUUAGAAGGCACACAAGUACUUUCCAGGCAAGCAGGACAAGAGAUGCUUACUAUCCUCAAAUUUAGGAAGUCUUGAUAACUGCUGUUAACCAUCUAGAUGGCAUGCAGAA
Charadrius vociferus (killdeer) is the source of this 892-nucleotide messenger RNA. RefSeq names its product N-6 adenine-specific DNA methyltransferase 1 (putative) (gene HEMK2). NCBI's taxonomy places the organism in Eukaryota, Metazoa, Chordata, Aves, Charadriiformes, Charadriidae. The record is from RefSeq and is a predicted model, not a curated record. Gene Ontology annotation, biological process: methylation. Gene Ontology annotation, molecular function: S-adenosylmethionine-dependent methyltransferase activity; protein methyltransferase activity; nucleic acid binding. Bases 1 to 858 code for a protein of 285 amino acids. The transcript has 6 exons. Gene Ontology annotation, cellular component: eRF1 methyltransferase complex.